Molecule: messenger RNA, 1266 nt
Organism: Triticum turgidum subsp. durum (durum wheat)
Lineage: Eukaryota; Viridiplantae; Streptophyta; Magnoliopsida; Poales; Poaceae
Source: the annotation of a GenBank genome assembly
AUGGGGAACUGCUGGGGCGCCAAGAUCAGCUCCGACAGCUCCUCCUCCUCCCCUUCAGGGACGAAUUCCAAGUAUGCUAGUAGGAAUGGGGCGGCCUUGAGCAGCUCCAGCAGCUAUGCCUCCGCGGCGUCAGUGCCACGGAGCGAGGGUGAGAUUCUGGAGUCAGCGAAUGUCAAGGCCUUCUCUUUCAAUGAGCUGAGGACCGCCACGAGAAACUUCCGGCCGGACAGUGUGCUAGGCGAGGGAGGGUUCGGGUCAGUCUUCAAGGGGUGGAUCGAUGAGAAGACCCUCACCCCAACCAAGCCUGGCACCGGGAUGGUCAUUGCUGUGAAGAAGCUUAAUCAGGAAAGCUAUCAGGGCCAUAGGGAAUGGCUGGCUGAAGUGAAUUACCUUGGACAACUAUCGCACCCGAAUCUUGUAAAGCUCGUUGGGUACUGUGUUGAAGACGAACAGCGGCUUCUCGUCUAUGAGUUCAUGCCUCGUGGGAGUUUGGAGAAUCAUCUCUUUAGGAGGAGUACACAUUUCCAGCCGCUCUCCUGGAACCUUCGGAUGAAAAUUGCCCAUGGAGCAGCAAAAGGGCUCGCAUUUCUCCACAGUGACAAGGCCAAAGUCAUCUACCGUGAUUUCAAAACCUCUAAUAUCCUCCUAGAUGCGAACUACGACGCAAAGCUCUCAGAUUUUGGCCUGGCGAAGGACGGACCGACCGGUGACAAGAGCCAUGUGUCCACAAGGGUGAUGGGGACAUAUGGGUAUGCUGCACCAGAAUACCUUGCAACAGGCCACCUGACCACGAAGAGCGACGUGUACAGCUUCGGCGUGGUCCUCCUGGAGAUGCUGUCGGGGCGGCGCGCGGUGGACAAGAACCGGCCGACCGGCGAGCACAACCUGGUGGAGUGGGCGCGGCCGUACCUGACGAGCAAGCGGCGCAUCUUCCGCGUCCUGGACCCCCGUCUGGGCGGGCAGUACUCCCUCGCCAAGGCCCAGAAGGCGGCGUCGCUGGCGCUGCAGUGCCUCUCGGUGGACUCGAGGAACAGGCCGAGCAUGGAGCAGGUCGUCGUGGCGCUGGAGCAGCUCCACGACGCCAAGGAGGGAGGCACUGAUGCAAUGGAGAGAUUCUCAAUUGUGUUUCCUCAUGAUAUAGUUACUGAGAGUAAACACCAUCUAUCAGCUUCAUGGAUUCCACAAUUUUGUUUUAUGCACCACCAGUACAUUGCAUCCUCAGUCGGGCAUUUAUAUGCCUUGAAUGGAACAAUGAAAUAUCGAUGA